Molecule: messenger RNA, 2074 nt
Organism: Cantharellus anzutake
Lineage: Eukaryota; Fungi; Basidiomycota; Agaricomycetes; Cantharellales; Hydnaceae
Exons: 2
Coding region: 249-1628 (459 amino acids)
Source: RefSeq, a predicted model, not a curated record
GAGGUUGGUAAGCGUAGCCGGUCCGGGUGCACCGAUGGCAUAGUAUUUCCCAACAGAAUGCAAUGUGGCUGUAGCUUCAGCAUGUACUACCAUUGUUACAUGCAUCAAGUGAUGGCCCGGCCAGACACAACCAACCCCGCCGUAUCGACGCGCGCACGCGCCCAAUAUUCACUGCCCAUAGUACUAAGUCACAUAACUACCUAUCACCAGUACAACUUCUCAAGAUCCCCUCUAUUUGAACGUGCAGCAUGAGACGAAACUUCACGAUAGAUGCUCCAAAUUCUCUCAUACAAUAUUCCACGGCGGGCUGGAGACUUGUAUACGCAGCCGACGAUCCUUCCGCCAAUUUCUAUAGAAAUGGGACUGCUGUGACAUCCUCUACACCAGGGGCAAGUGCGACCUUUGACUUCUUUGGAACUGGGAUAUGGGUUUACGGUGCCAGACGUGACAACCAUGGGAAUUAUACCGUGUCAUUAGAUGGGGGGAUGAGCAUUUAUGAUGGUCAUGACCCAAAGGGUGCCUUCCAAGCCCUCCUCUUUGGGCAAUCAGACCUUCCCUCUGAGAAUCAUACAUUGACGAUUCUCAAUUCCCCGGGGCCAGGAUAUUUUGACAUCGACUUCAUCAUCUGGGAAACAUCUAUAACGAAUGGUUCAACUCAACUGCUUAUCGAUGAUACGACCUACUCUAAUAAUACCGAUGCCACCUCUGCAUUCCGGUACUUCCCUGAGCCAACUUCGUGGACCAUUGGAUAUCCAGAACCGGAGGCGUACAAUACCACGCUAACAUCAGCCCAAAAGCCCAACGCUCUGACCUCUCUCAUCGUCCCAUCCACCGCAGAUUUAGUUGCAAUUUACGGAAAACUCGGGCCAGGCCAUGGGCCAUACAAGUGCGUCGUGAACAAGACGCGGAGUGAAGGGCCCCGAACAAUCAUUGGGAAUGGAGGGAUGUACGCUAACCCAACGAAUCAACAAAUGCUGUGCCUUUUUGAAGGGCUAAACGACGGAUCAUCACCUUCAACCAACAUUAUCGUUUCCAAUGAGGCCACUAGUCCUAGCGAUCCAAAUAUCCUUUCUAUUGACUAUGCAGAGGUUUGGGCUGCGCCUGCGGAACCCGGCCAGCCUGGUCCACCUCCACCUCAUGCCCAACCUCCGCCGCCACCGGGAACUCGUUCGACAGCGCGACCUUCCAUUACCAACGCAGGAACCAUUGCGGGAAGUGUGAUAGGCGGACUCUUUGCCGUUUCGUUGGCCGUCAUUGCAGCAUACGUAUUAUACCGCCGAUCCCAGAAAAGAACGCCAUCUCAGACUCACAGGGAGAGAACAGCAACAAAUACAGGAGUGGCUCCGUUCUCCUCUAAAUUCGACCCCCAACCCCCCGUGUCCGUACUGGGGCAUGCUGGUCAUGCCGACGAUAUCAUUGUCGGAGCUGGUGUCCCACCUUCCCCAGUGUUUAACAAUAAUCCACCUUAUGCGGCGUCCUGGGAGGGCCGAUCGUACCUCGCACCCGAAUCCAGCUCGAUGUCCAUGUCAGGAUGGACCGCUCCAGCUAGUCAAACGGUAAGGAGUCCGAGUCCGACACCAGUAUGGUUAAGAAGUCCGGCCGAAACGCUUCCGUUGUACAGAAGUUGAGGAAUCCGAUUGUCUGCUUCUGUCACGGUGGGACUGAGUUGAUCAUCCUUCGCCUCCCUGCCCCCAUCCCCCGCAACAUUGGCAGCGCCCGUUCUUUCCACCUUACAAUCAUCUUAAUACCAUUGAAGAGCACCGGAUUGCCACAGUCACUCGUCAUAUCCAUCAAUUCGUCACGUCCUCAACAUUGCUUUCGUCGAGAUCGAGAUCCAGUAGUAUGAGGAGUGUUGAUUAUCGCGACGAUCGUUUUCGAUCUUCCCAAUUGCCAGAUGGUAGCAAGGAUUUCGUGCAACGCGCGCAACCCUCCCUAUCUUUUCUGUGCCUUUCAACAACUACUCUGCACUCCCCCCGACAAUAUAGCAUCAUUCAAUAGAGGUUGGUAACCUGCCUAGUAUCAUAUCAUCUCACCCAGGAUCUCUUAGAACAAAAACUCAAACGUUGCUCAUUCC